CUCUCUGACAGCUCCGACCACGCGCACUCGCUAAUAUCAAUCGUUGCAAACUCCGCCCACUACAUCGUCAACGACCUCACGCGUUGAAGCCCUGUCAUCUGAACUCACGCGCUGUUCGUAAUCUCACCUACCGCUGAACACGACCGAAUACAAGAUGGCUUUGAACGCAUACAUGAACAAGCGCGUAACCGUCCUGACCCUCGAUGGGCGCUCCAUGAUCGGCACCCUCCUCUCCUGCGACGGCAGCAUGAACCUCGUCCUGCAAGACGCCAUUGAGCGCAUCAUACGGCCACGCGAGGAAGAAGUGCCAUCCGAAGAGGUGCCGCUCGGGCUCUACAUAAUACGAGGUGACAGCGUCGCGAUCGUGGGCAGGCUGGACGAGGAGCUAGAUGGCACAAUCGAUUGGACGAAGGUACAUGGCGAGGUGCUGGGGAGUACAAGGCAUAUGUGAGGGGUGGGGGAUGGAUAUCGUGAGAUGACUUUAUGAGAGGAUUGGGAGGUUGGGAUGAUCAAAGCGAAGGGCUGGAAUAUAUGCGAUGAGGAUGUGCGAUGCCAUGGAAAACAGGCGACGUGAUUGAGGAUCUGCGCCCGGCCACGUCACGAUCAAGGUCGGAUUAGAAUGGGUUAGCCCGCACGGAGGAGGGUUGGUUAAGCAACGAGAAGGAGAUACCAUGAUACCCACGAACACUCGACAGAUACGCAGAACUGCGCAAAGAUCUGAAAUACACACACAUGAGCUUUGGGCGUGACGGACGCUACUACGCGUCUGAGCGAUCAUGCCAUUACUUUAGACUUCGUCUCUAUGCUCUUCUUGACCUCUCUGCAAAAUAUGCGACUCACCUUCUCUCUC
Messenger RNA from Dothidotthia symphoricarpi CBS 119687, 850 nucleotides. Its product is annotated as Sm-like ribonucleoprotein. Bases 155 to 451 code for a protein of 98 amino acids. The transcript is spliced from 3 exons. Gene Ontology annotation, cellular component: precatalytic spliceosome; U4/U6 x U5 tri-snRNP complex; U6 snRNP. Lineage: Eukaryota; Fungi; Ascomycota; Dothideomycetes; Pleosporales; Dothidotthiaceae. Gene Ontology annotation, molecular function: RNA binding. Gene Ontology annotation, biological process: mRNA splicing, via spliceosome. The record is from RefSeq and is a predicted model, not a curated record.